This is a messenger RNA of Lates calcarifer (barramundi perch), 5958 nucleotides long. RefSeq names its product glypican 5a (gene gpc5a). The record is from RefSeq and is a predicted model, not a curated record. NCBI's taxonomy places the organism in Eukaryota, Metazoa, Chordata, Actinopteri, Centropomidae. Gene Ontology annotation, biological process: regulation of protein localization to membrane; positive regulation of canonical Wnt signaling pathway; cell migration. The coding region runs from base 273 to 1988 and encodes 571 amino acids. Gene Ontology annotation, cellular component: cell surface; plasma membrane; extracellular region. The transcript has 9 exons.
ACGGUACCGCCUCUGCCGUCGGUCCAACCAAGUUGGACAACAUGCCGUUUUCAAACGAGACGCACCGCAGCAACUUUCUCUCAGUGUCCGGGUGUUCAUGAUCAUCUGCGGCGUUUCCUCGACAGAAACACAAACGCCACAUGGUCGACGCUGAAUCCUGAAACCUGGAAUGUGGACGAGACUCACCUGAGACCUGGACUACUAAAGGUUUAGAAGUAACUUACAAACAGGCUGCCUCUUGUUUGGGAGAAGUACCCCGGCGUUUGAUUAAAAUGGGUGCCCUGUGGACGAACUGCAUUUUCCUCCUGGUGUGUUGCUGUGGAUCAGGCUUUGGAAGCCCAAACAAAUGCGACGAAGUGCGCAAAGUUUUCCAACUCAGGCAAAUUGGACCCAGCCAAUUAUUGCCUGUAAGUCCCAGACCAGGUUCCGACCUUCAGGUGUGCAUGUCCAAGAACCUGACCUGCUGCACCAAAAAGAUGGAGGAGAAGUACCAGGUGGCAGCCCGGAGAGACAUCCAGAACCUUAUCCAAAUGUCCAGCACCAGCCUGAAGUUUCUCAUCUCACGCAACGUGGCUGCUUUUCAAGAGACUUUUGAGGUCCUGAUGAGGCAGGCGGAGAAUCACACCAUUGCCACCCUUCAAGAGUCGUACCGCAGCAUGGCUGAUCAGGCUGCGGGCCCUGUGCGGGAACUCUUCACUGACAUCGGCCUCUUCCUGCUGGGGUCCGAGCUCAGCGUCGACGACUUAGUGCAGCGAUUCUUUGACGCUCUCUUCCCGCUGGUCUACAACCACCUCAUCAACCCGGGCCUCAGCGACAUAUCACCAGGAUACGCUGAGUGUGUGAGGUCAUCGAGUCGUGAAGUGAGACCUUUCGGUGGGGCGCCCGGCCAACUGGCUGAUCAGAUUUCUCGCUCCGGGGUCUCUGGGAAGCUGCUUCUUCAGGCACUGCACCUUGGCAUCGAGGUCAUUAAUACUACAGACCACUUACAGCUGAGCCGCGAGUGCAGGCGGGCCCUGCUCAAGAUGCACUACUGUCCUCACUGCCAGGGCUUAACACAGUCCAAGCCCUGCAUGGGAUACUGCCUCAAUGUGAUGAGGGGCUGCUUGGCGAGCAUGGCCGAGAUUGACGCCCACUGGAGGGAGUUUGUUCGCUCACUGGAGGGCCUGUCGGUACGGAUGCAGGGGCCUCAGGAUUUAGAGCAAGUACUUCUGGGAGUUCACACGCUGCUUCAUGAUGCUGUCGGGCAAGCUCAGAAAAAUGGACCUCGCCUUUCAGCACAGGUGCACAAACUGUGUGGCCCAGUGAGCAGGAAGCCUGCACAGUCAGUCAGCAUCCAGCACAGCAGCAGCAGCAGAGAAUCCAUCCCUCUCAAAGGUCCCAUCAAAGUGUCUGGAGACUCGCUCGCUGUCAGGAGAAGGGACUUUCUGAACAGUCUACGUCACUAUCGUACCUACUACGGUGGCCUGGCAGAUCAGCUGUGUGUGAGUGAACUGGUCUUUGGUGAUGGGCUGUCCUGCUGGAAUGGAACGGACAUUGUGAAAAGUUAUACCCUCCGUGUGGUCGGCAAUGGGAUCAAAGCUCAGAGUGCCAACCCUGAAGUUAAAGUGAAGGAGGCAGAUCCUGUGAUAAAUCAAAUCAUUGACAAACUGAAACACAUCAAUCAGCUGUUGCAGGGAAAGUCCAUUCCUAAACUGGGGUCAUUGGAUCAGAUUGAAACAGGCAGUGGAGACGCAGAGGGACAUUACAGCGGUGACUGCGAUGAUGAGGACGGUUGCGUUGGUUCGGGUGGUGGUGAGGUUAAAAGGAAAGUCUCCAGAGUCUCCAAAAUGAGUCCAGAUGUGAGUGGUGAUCACAAACAUCAUCAUCAUUAUCAUCAUCAUCCACCUGUCGAGGACUCAGAAAUGGAGGGCAGAUCCAGGGGCCUCAGACUGACAGGAGCCAUCUGGGUCUUGAUAUUGCCUUGUUUACAUAUGCUCCUGGCCUUGUAACAGCUGCCUUUUUUGCAGCAUGAAACUUUCAAGACUUGAUUUCAAGCUUAUUUAUCCAGAAAUGAAAGGGCCAGUGGAUGUAACAUGCUCCGGUAUGUAAUGGAGCACCACUUCCACCCACUGAAGAACACGGUAGGAGUGAAUUAAUUGAAUGGAAAUGACAUGACACUGUGUGCUGUGCCUCUGUAGGACAAUAUAUGGUUCAGCUUUGCAAAUAUUAACUGAUUAUUUUUAGUCAGUUACCUGGCAUUCAUUAACUCUAAUAAUAACUUACGUAGCUGAUUAAAAAAAAUAACUACAGCAUAUACAACAUGGAAAAGUUUUGUAUUAAUUUAAUUGUAUAUCUUCAUAUAAUAUAUAUGAUCUGUAGAUACAUAUAAGCAUUAAUUUGCUUCUGCAUAUCACACUUUAAUGCACUCUACAGUACAGGUUGUUUUACAACUGCUCUGAAAAGAGUCAAAUAACCUAAAAGGUUAACUUUGGUUUUGGAUUUGAAAUUGAAAAAAAUCUCCUGCAUUUGCAAUAUUUGUGCAAGCUCAAAUUAAAUUGGCCUCCUAUUCCUAUACCAUCCUAGGAAUGCCUUCUGACUACAAAUCUAACUUUUUUACAGUCUCAUUUUUAUACAAACUUUGCUUCAGAUUGUGCUUCAAAUCAUUAUAGAAAACCUACAGUAAGCUAUCAAAUAUGCACUGUAUGUUCUUGUGCAUUUUCCAACAUUGUAGGAAGAAAAAAAGACACCUGCUUCUCUUCACUGUUAAUAGCUACCAUGCUGCCCCGAGCCUGUUUAAUUGGUAUAUUUCAAUUGCAAAAUUGACCUAUAAUGCUACUGCUGAGAGACACGGUGGAAGGAGAGGGGUAGGGAGGAGGAGGUUUGGGAGAGGGGGGCAGGGGGUGAGCAGGAGAAUUCAUACUCCUUUCUUCUUAAGAAAUAGAUUAGUUUCCUCAGGAGUCUAUUAUCAUCUUUCAAACUCAAUCCUCCUCUGCCUUCAUAGGCCUGGAUGGGAGCUGAUAGCUCCUGGAGCUACUGGUGAGGAAGAAUCCAAUUGCUUCUACCUUCUACCUGACUGCGUAUACCACUGGUGUGUUGCUGGCAGGUUUUCUGUGCAGAAAAAAAGGAAAAUGAUUUGUUUCACAUAUGCCAUGCAUGUCCGGUCAGUGGCUGAGAGAGAAAGGUACUCACUGGCACCGUAAAUUGGUUUUUUUGGCUUGCAUAUGCUGGGGAGCUACUCGUAGAGCUAACAAAAAUCAUCUUUUGAGAUUCUGUAAAGCUAAAAUGGUACUCUUCAUAGGCAACUUUCGCUAUUGAUAUACAGUAUGUAUGCCACAGAAAUAAACAAGGAAAACAUUAAAGCUGCUACUGUAAAUAGAUCACACUGUAAAAAUUAACUGAGACAUUCCAGGGGGGCUCAAGACUAACCCUUUUUUCUAUUUGGGUUCAAGUGUACAGAAAGAUUUGUACCACCUCAUAUUGUAAUAGCAGUAAUAAAUUGUAUUGAUGUAAACGUUAUUAUUAAGAUGAUGUGACCUUAAUUUAUGGAGUUAUAUUGCAAAUUAUUUAAACUUAUAAAUGUGUAUGUGAUCUGUGACCAUCUAGUAUUCUGCUCAUCUUUAUGUAGAAAUGAGCAAUGCAAAGUGCAAAUUGGAUUUCAUCUUCACCUUAAAUUCUUUUUUUUUUUUUUUCAAAUCAGCUGCAGCUUUUUAUUUUCCAGCCAAAGGUACAAUAUCCUCAGGUACUCUGUUUGAUCAUGUAUGAUCACAUUUUAAAAGACCACGACCUUCCUCAUGCUGCAGUUAUCCUAAAGCAUGCAUAGUAAUUGUUGUCAUUAGUCCUUUUCACCAUUAAUAUACCAGGUUAGACUUUUAUCAUGAUAUACUCAAGGCUGUUUUGGGCAUCUGAACCACUUGAAUAGCCCAGAGCUUUUUCAACUACAUCUCAAGGUUUAGAAAUGAUGACUUUGAGAUUAAUUAUGCUCAUCAUUUCUUUCUGUGCUCUCAAUUUAAUGUCUUGUAUAGGAGUCUUUUGUUAAGUCAUAACUACUGCCCUAAACUGGUUAUAUCAGAAAUUGGCACCUUCAAAGUCAGAGCUAUUGUCAUUUGAACAACUGUGUUAAUGAUACUAUUAAAUAAUAGUGUUCGGUCUCUAACUAGAUAACAGGCAGCACUGCAGCAGGCACAGAGACAGAAGGUGCCUUGAGGCUAAACGUAGAUGUCAGGUUAUACAGGCUCUCCCAUACUUAAAGAAAAAAGUUCAAUUUGAUGUCUUAUGUGAUUAUUAUAGCUAUAUAUUGAGAUAGUUAUCCAGAGGAGGUAGGGAAUGGGCCAAAUGCUGAUGCUGAUGCCUGUGUCAGUAAAACUGCACUGCAAAUCCACACGUGUUGUCUUGCAGGCAUUGCAAUGUGUCAGAACCUCUUGAAUAACAUUUACUGUCUAGUAUUUAGUUUGGAGAGUGAAUGUGUAAUUUGAAAAAGAAAUUCAUGUGAUACAUGCAUCACAUCCAUAUGAUGCAUACAAUUUUGUACAGUUAUCUGUAAAAGAAGACAACUUUUUAUUACAACUUUAAAGAUGCUAUAUGUACAUUUUUGCUAUUGCUACAUAGCCAACAUUAGCAUUAACAGCUGUUUACAUACCAGUCUAGAGGAAACGUUCAGCAUCAAACUUCAUUCUUUUACUUAUCAGGAGCUGUCUCCAGCGGUGGAAAGCAGCCUCAAUGUUAACUCUUGUUUUUCUUCUAUUUUAAUCACUUCUUUUCUUUUACUGAGGUCAGCAUGCUAACCAGGUAGCCCUGAGCCAUCCCAUCUCAUAAAACACCUUUGUGAUAGUGAGUCACUGUAGCAUCCAGUCUGCCCUCAGUCCAACAUGAAAGGAUGAAGAAGUAGGGCUGUCCAGAGGGUGUAUUCUAACCUCUUGCAAAUGCAGUGAUGGCUGAAGCUCUUAGUUAGUAAACAACUGUUAAUGCUAUGCUAACAUUGGCUAUGUAGCAGUAGUAAAAACUUACAUAUAGCACCUUCUAACUUUCAUGGCUUGGGUCAUUUACUGACUUUGUCAUAACAUUUUACCUGCCAAAGUAUAAUUGCUGAGAUCUUCAAACACUAAAAAAUUGAUAAAAAUCAGACAGACACAAGCAGCCAAGGCAGGCAGGUUUUAAACAAGAUUUGACAAUUUGUUUGGAAGAGAAAAUGAAUGCAAACAGCUAAAUUAUGAUCCAAACUGUCUCUUGUAGACACCGAUCACAGUUAACAAACAGUUCCUGGUUCAACUUUGACUUACCCUACUUGCCGUAGUUGAAUGCAUUAACUAUUUGCCUUUCCAAUUAUUAGUAGCAUUGUUAGGCUGUCUGUCUGCUUGUGUUUUUUUGUUUGACAAAAUUUUUUAGCGAUUUUACUGCAUUCUGAGAUCUCAGGAAUUAUUUAGAUGAGUACAAUGUCAUCAUAACUGAUAGAAAUGAUGGUGCAAACUAUGAACAAACAAACAUCAGAGACUGUAGUUUUCUUUUCAUUACAACAAAUUUGUUUUUAUCAGUUUAUUCUUGAGAAUCUGUUUAUCGUAGUCAUAUAAGUGACUCAGCAUGUAGCUCUUUUUUCCAGCAGUGUCCUGAGGCUUUGAAUUGUCAUCCAUCCUUUUUGUCUCGCUUGCUUCUGGUUAAGCUCACAGUGGCUUCAAGUGGCAAGCAGAGCAGCCUAACUGUCAUUUUAUUGAGCUGCACCCCUCGGCUGACCUGCUGGGACAUGUAAUCCAGGGUUUCAUGUUUUCUUGUGGCUAUAAAUGAUUUUUUCCACAGUAUGAAUCACUGCUUUUCCUUGGAAACUGCAAGUUUUCGCUAUAACUCAAAUUUGAUUUUAAAACAGAUAAUGUAGGAUAAUUAAUCAGAAAAUGGUGUAUAUUUCUUUUCUGCCAAUCCUUUAAUAUAUAUUAGAUGACAUGUUAAUACUUUUUUAAUAAAAUAAUAAAAAAUAAAGAUUAUACAGCUGUU